AUGGGAAGCUGUUGUGGGACUUGGCAUUCAGCUUCGAAGUCGCCAGUAAAGAACAGCAACGGUAACUCCCAAGGGCGGAAAGCAAGUAGUAGCCGGGCAUUCCGUUUUUCUUUGUUAUCGAAACAUGUUAAGAAGAGUAAAAAAGACUCGGGAAAAUUGUGCUCUACAAAUAGUGAUGAAUUUGGUCAUUGUAAUGGCACGAGCGCUUGUAAUGCAAAAACAAGCAAUUUAGAGCAGUUUAAUAACGGUGUAUCCUCUAAUGAACUGCGACGCUCAUCAUCAAUAGGGAGUGAUUCCUUAGUCUCGUUUGGACAGCCUUCACGCUCUCGCGCGCCGCGGCUUUUAGAGGAAGACUCGAUCGAUACAUUUCAAGUUUCCUAUUCUACAAUCAGCCCUCCUAACUUUGAUGACACUCCGACUGUCAACGUCAGUCAGCCCACACAAAGCGGCUUGAUGACAGAUUUUAGCCAGAGACAACAGCCGUGGCACUCCCGCAACGUAUCCGACCUCACUAGCGAGUGCGACUACACGCACAACGUCGAGUUGAUAACGCCCUUCAGUAAUCGAGCGAGCGCAUCGUACAGGGAACCCGAGUGGCAGACCGCAAAUGCUGAGGUUAAUCGUAAACAACGAUUUAUUGACUUUAUUUCAACAACCCCUAACGCGUUCCUCGCCCAUUUCUAUACGGAACGGGCAAUGAUGACGCAUGCUUUUAUUCUUGAACACUUAGAGCUGAUGAUCGCCAUCUUAGAAAAGGAAGAAUAUCUCGAACGGAAUCAUAUACGUACUUUGUGUAAUAUAGAGUUUACCAUUCUAGCUCAUCAGAUCCCAUCGCUGACGCAAAUGAUCAACACUCGAAAGGGAAUACACCAACAAUUGUCCUUGGCAACGUCUAGGGAUGCCAGGCAACUUGUCGCCAUCGAUCCGGAUUCCAUGGAAUUCAGCUCGAGCAAUUUAUCCUGCGAAGAGAACAUACCGCUGCGCAAGGGCAAUUUCCGGGUAUCGCAGCUGGAACGGGCCAACUCCGCCCCAAACGGCUUGCGGAGCUUACGGAAUGUCAUCACCACUGGGGGGGCCACCGAGGAGGUCGGCUAUCACAUCAAAGAUAGGGAUAUUCGCCGCAUGGCGACCGCGCUCCCCCUAGGAUUAAGAGAUCUAAGACAAACAACGAGUUUUGGCAGCUACGAUGUGCGCAUCUGCCAGCAGUGUCUUUCCCCCAAUUUACAACCCGUCUCAGCCCUUUCUAGCGUGAGAACUUUAGGAUGGAAGAACACCAAUGACUCUCUGAGUUCUGCUUAA
Phytomonas sp. Hart1 is the source of this 1299-nucleotide messenger RNA. Lineage: Eukaryota; Euglenozoa; Kinetoplastea; Trypanosomatida; Trypanosomatidae. The record is from the annotation of a GenBank genome assembly.